Panicum hallii is the source of this 1906-nucleotide messenger RNA. RefSeq names its product chaperone protein DnaJ. The coding region runs from base 71 to 1543 and encodes 490 amino acids. The transcript is spliced from 11 exons. The record is from RefSeq and is a predicted model, not a curated record. Gene Ontology annotation, cellular component: cytoplasm. NCBI's taxonomy places the organism in Eukaryota, Viridiplantae, Streptophyta, Magnoliopsida, Poales, Poaceae. Gene Ontology annotation, molecular function: ATP binding; heat shock protein binding. Gene Ontology annotation, biological process: response to heat; protein refolding.
CGCUCAGGCGACGGGGAUCAACAUCGAGCAGCCGCAGCCGCACCCGCGCCAAACCUCCGCGAGCUCGCUAAUGGCGCUCGCACUGUCCACGCUCCCGUUCGUGCCCUCCAAUCCCUCUCCAUCCUCCAGUACCACCCCUGCCGCCGCCGCGUUCCCUCCUCGUCGGGUCCACCUCGCUGCCGCCGGUAGGAGCGGCGGCGGCGUCCUCCCGCUCGCGUGUGCCGCGCCGCGGCAUCGCGGGCGGGCUCCGAGGCGUCGCCGUGGAGGGAGCCUGGUGGUCUGGGCGUCGGCAGACUAUUACGCGACACUGGGCGUGCCGCGCUCUGCGACCAACAAGGACAUCAAGGCCGCCUACCGGAAGCUUGCGCGCCAGUACCAUCCUGAUGUGAAUAAGGAGCCUGGAGCAACUGAAAAGUUUAAAGAGAUAAGUGCAGCAUACGAGGUGUUGUCAGAUGAAAAGAAGAAGGCAUUAUAUGACCAAUAUGGUGAAGCUGGGGUUAAGAGUGCGGUUGGAGGCUCGGGUGGAGCUUACACAACUAAUCCAUUCGAUCUGUUUGAGACAUUCUUUGGAGCAAGCAUGGGUGGCUUUUCUGGCAUGGACCAGAGCACAUUUAGGACACGAAGGCGAAGCACUGCUGUUCAGGGUGAAGACAUCAGAUAUGAUGUGAUUCUGGGCUUCACAGAGGCAAUAUUUGGAACAGAGAAAGACAUUAUAUUAUCGCAUUUGGAAACAUGUGAUACAUGUGGUGGUUCUGGAUCAAAGGCUGGCUCCAAGAUGAGAAUAUGUUCCACAUGUGGUGGGCGAGGACAAGUAAUGCGAACUGAGCAAACACCAUUUGGUCUGUUCUCCCAGGUUUCUAUUUGCCCCACUUGUGUUGGAGAGGGUGAAGUCAUUUCAGAGUAUUGCGGAAAAUGUUCUGGAGAGGGGCGUAUUCGUGUCAGGAAGGAGAUCAAAGUGAAAAUCCCGCCAGGAGUGAGUAAAGGUAGCACUCUUCGUGUACGUGGGGAAGGUGAUGCAGGACCAAAAGGUGGGCCACCAGGAGAUCUUUAUGUUUGCCUCGAUAUAGAGGAGCCAUCAGAUAUCAAAAGGGAUGGUAUAAACUUGUAUUCAACUGUGUCGAUAAGCUACGUUGAAGCUAUUUUGGGCACCACUAAGAUGGUCAGAACUGUGGAUGGAACCAGUGAACUUCGAAUACCUCCAGGUACCCAACCUAGUGAUGUAAUUGUCUUGGCGAAGCAAGGUGUUCCAUCACUGAAUAGGCCAUCUAUACGUGGUGAUCAUCUAUUCACUGUUACGGUCACAAUACCCAAACGUAUAAGUGGGCGCGAAAGGGAGUUACUUGAGGAACUUGCAUCUUUGAGUAAUGGUUUUGCUCGAACAGCCGCCAAGCCAAAACCCGUACAUGAAGAGAAAGAAUUUGGCACAAGUCUAGAAGAUACAGAUAAAUCCAAUGAAGGAGAGGGUGAUUGGUUGAAGAAACUUACAGAUUUUGCAGGGUCCGUUGUCAAUGGCGCUGCAAAGUGGCUGAAAGACAACCUGUAGGCUGUAAAUAUUUACUAUAGUCCAAUCUGCAAUUUUUCGAUUCAUCGGGGUUCCCACGAGCUCUUACAUUCAUUUUGUUGGAGGGCUUAAAGAUUUUCAGGCUGGCAACCGAGAGAGUGAGACGUGUCAACUAAUAUAGUCGAGACAUUGAUAUGUUCUGUCUUGGAAAGGAAUGAUUAUUGUGUAGUUGCAGUUAUUUCAAUUUUCCAAGCGCAUGUAGCAGCCUGAAGUUGCGGGAUGCUGAUCUGAAACCCAGAGAUUCAGCAAUGUUGUAAAUAUAUGUUUAAUUCCUGAAGUAGGGUUUCGUGAAAUCUCAGGUUCUGUACUUGAGUUUUUAAGUUAAUAAAAUUCAGGACCAACGGA